Molecule: messenger RNA, 1005 nt
Organism: Paracoccidioides brasiliensis Pb18
Exons: 3
Coding region: 1-1005 (334 amino acids)
Molecular function (GO): calcium ion binding
Source: RefSeq, a predicted model, not a curated record
AUGGCCUACAAGGGCGCAUACAAUCCAGAUGCACUUCCAGCCUCUCCGUUUAUAGGCAUGCUGAGCCAGAGCAGCAUUGUCGUUAAUGUUCCUCUCCUCAUCUCCCAGGUAGCGCAAAUGCUAGGGGCAAUGUCCGCGAGACCGGAUCCAAACCAAGGGCGAGUCCCUGUUCCACCUCCAAAAAACGGACAACUCCCCCAACAUCACCGCGUAUCUCCGCAGUCACAGAUUUCCCCCCAAUCGCCUGCUGCACAACAUAACUUCCCACGACCAGGGCCUGGUGGUCCUCCCAGUACUGCACCGGGGCAAGUACCAGGGCCAUAUCAAAGAGGGGCUCCCAAUCCAAAUACCACCGGCAGGCUGUACUCUCCACCUCCUCAAAACUAUGGCUCAGGCCCCCGUCCCACACACCCUACCCAGAACUGGCCUCCGGCCACCUACCGCCCGCCACGAACCCCCCAACCCUCCGAGCCUGAAUCCAACGAUCCAAACGAUCUCUCCCACCUCUUCCAAGCCGCAAAUGCCUCUGGCUCUGGCGCACUCUCUGAAGGUGAAUUAGGCCCCGCGCUGGUAAAUGCAGACUACACUGCCUUCGACUCCAACACAGUAAAGAUGAUGAUCCAGAUGUUCGACAAGGAUGGGUCUGGCACCGUUGGUUACGACGAGUUCGUCGCGCUGUGGCGGUUCCUGGCUGCCUGGAGAGAGCUGUUUAUACGCUUCGAUGAGGAUCGCAGUGGUCGGAUCAGCUUGGCGGAAUUUAGCAAGGCUCUGGUUGCGUUUGGAUAUACGCUUAGCCCGCCAUUUGUGGGGAUGAUAUUUUCGAUAUUUGAGAGCCGUGGGAGGAGUAGGGUAGCUCCUGUUACUUGCCCGAAGGACGGGAUGAGCUUUGACCUGUUUGUGCAGGCGUGUAUUACGUUAAAACGAAUGACGGAUGUGUUUAAGAGAUAUGAUGAUGAUAGGGAUGGAUAUGUGACUUUGGGGUUUGAGGAGUUUUUGACUGGUUAG